Sorex fumeus (smoky shrew) is the source of this 4343-nucleotide messenger RNA. RefSeq names its product transmembrane 7 superfamily member 3 (gene TM7SF3). The transcript is spliced from 12 exons. The coding region runs from base 83 to 1798 and encodes 571 amino acids. The record is from RefSeq and is a predicted model, not a curated record. NCBI's taxonomy places the organism in Eukaryota, Metazoa, Chordata, Mammalia, Eulipotyphla, Soricidae.
GCAGGUGCGCGGCGCGGCGGGCGGGGGCGCUCGAGGCCCGCGGCCGGGGCAGCGCGCGCCCGGGACGGGCCGGCCGGACGCGAUGGCGCUCCCGGGGGCCGCGGUGCUGGUCCUGCUGGCCGCGCUGGCCGCGCUGGCGGCGGAGCCGGGGCCGGACGGAGCCGCGGAGGGCGAGGGUCUUCUGGAAUUUUCUGUGGGGAGAUUCAUGUACUUCGAGCUCAGCAAGCCUUUCCCGAAAGAAGGCAUUUUGCGGAAUAUUUCCAGCGACGUGGCUUUCCUUAUUUUCCAAAUCCACUCGCAGCAUCAGAACACCACCGUGUCUUUCUCCAAGCAGCCCCUGCCCAGCAGCUCGAGCACAGGCAACGCCCAGGGCCUGGUCUUCCCCCUGUUCCCCAAGCAGCGUCUCUGCACGUGGCACCUGUUCACCGCGGCCGCAGCGCCUGUCCAGAGCAUGGCCGUCCCGCUGGCCUACUCCGAGAGAGACCCUGUCCCCGGGGGCUGUAACUUGGAGUCUGACUUAGAGAUCGACCCCAACAUUUACCUGGAGUAUAGCUUCUUCGAAACCACCAUCAAAUUCGCCCCGGCGAACCUCGGCUCCGCGAGGGGUGUCGCCCCCCCGCCCUGCGACGUGGGCACGGGCCAGAACUCCCGGUGGCGGCUGCAGUACCGCGUGUACCAGUACUUCCUGCCCGAGCACGACCUGACGCCCGCAGCCCUCCUGCGCCACCUGCAGGCCAUGGCCCAGGCGCCCCAGGUCAUGGCCAGCGCGGUCCAGGUGGCCACCCUCACUGCCGACGACAAGACCCGCGUGUCCUUCUCCUCCCUGCGGGGACAAGGCGUCAUCUACAACGUCGUCGUCUGGGACCCGCUGCUGAACACGUCAGCUGCCUACGUCCCUGCCCACACAUAUGCCUGCAGCUUCGACACGCCAGGGGACAACUGCACAUCCCUGGGGCGAGCGUCUACCAAAGUCUUCUUCACCCUCUUUGCCCUGCUCGGCUCCUUCGUCUGCUUCUUCGGACACAGGUUCUGGAAGACGGAGCUCUUCAUGGUGGGCUUCAUCAUCGCCGGCUGCUGCUGCUACGUGCUGGUCACCAGGCUGACCUCGGUGGACUAUGACGCUCGACUGAUCCUGACCGCUGUGGCCGGCGGUGUCGGCGGGACGGUGCUGGUGGCCGCGUGGUGGCGGCUGGGCGUCCUCCCGCUCUGCCUGCUGUGCGUGGGGCUGCUCCUCGGUUGCCUGGCUGCCGCCGUGGCCUUCUUCACGCCCCUGGGAAACCUGAGGAUCUUCCGCGAGGACAGCGUGUUCUGGGUGACCUUCUGCUGCAUCGCCGUGCUCAUCCCCGCGUUCUUCGUGGGCUGCCCGCGGAUACUGAACAUCGUCACGUGUGCAGUCGUGGGCGCCCACUCGGUCGUCUUGGCCGUGGACAGUUACUUGUACACCAGCCUCUCGUCCAUCACCUUGAACGUGCUCAAGAGGGCCCUGCACGCGGAUUUCCGGCAGGCUUUCACCACGGCGCCCUUGCAGACGAACGACCUCAUCCUGCUGGCCGUGUGGGGCAUGCUGGCCGUGAGCGGGCUGACGCUGCAGACACGCAGGGAGCGCGGGCGGCCGCCCUUCCCGCCGCACCCCUACCAGCUCUGGAAGCGAGAGCGCGAGCGCAGAGUCACCAACAUCCUGGACCCCAGCCACCACCUGCCCCCGCUGCGGGAGCGGCUCCGCGGCUGGCUGGCCGCCUUCCCAGGCCACUUCCGGCAGGCCCGGCCGGCGGGGGAGAGGACGCCCCUGCUCUUGUAGGGGCCGGGGUGCCAGUCGCCCCCGUGGGCCUGAGACUCCCCCCCCCGGUCCUGGGAGCACGAGGCAGAAGCACCGAGUCUCUGACCAGACGCCGGCCUUGCUUCUGUCAGACAGGGCCUGUACGCCAUGUCCCAGGGGGCCACCACCCCGUGUGCCAUCAGGCAGGAGGAGCGUGGCCUUCUCCCUGGCCAGCCCAGCGCCUCCCGGGACUUUGCCAACUGCCCCGAUCCGAUCGGGAUCUGUGCCUCUGCCCAGAGGCAGCCCCACCCGCACAGCGCCCCACGCCCAAUUCUCAAUUUGGCGCUGGAAGACAGUUUUCCAGCCGUUCUGCUUUGAACUGUGCAGCGCCCUGAGGACUUGACCACGUGUCCACGGUCUCCUGCUGCCUGGUGCUGCAAGCCAUCUGAAGGUCUUCAGUUAUUGAGAAUGGUUCCCUGGGGGAUCUAUUUAUAUUCCAAAAAUAGGACCUUUGGGGGGUUUUGUUUGACCAUUUCUUUUCUUUUUAAAUCUUAUCAACACCUGAUGUUUCUUUUUUUUUUUCAUCUUUUUGGGUCACACCCAGCGAUGCACAGGGGUUACUCCUGGCUCUGCACUCAGGAGUUACUCCUAGAGGUGCUCGGGGACCAUAUGGGAUGCUGGGAGUUGAACCCGGGUCAGCCAUGUGCAAGGCAAACGUCCUGCCCGCUGUGCUAUCGCCCCACAACAGCUGAUCUUUCAGUUAAACUGCAGGAAGUGUUGUUUUGUUUUUAGUCUCCCUUUAAUCAAUUGUCCCACUAACUAGGAAUCCUUUUAAAAGUGUCCCUAUCCCGGUGGCUGCCAUCGUCCAGAGGCCAUCGGACAGUCAGGUUUGGGCCCGCAGUGAUGAGACAUGCAGGGCCUCACGAGAUGGGGGUGGAGCCAGCCCUUUCCUCCCCGACCCAAUGAGACCCUGACUGGCUGCCCACGAACGGCCUCUCUGGCUCCUGAUCAAGCCACUUAGUGACCAUGAUCCCAGAGACUCAAGCAAAUCUUGAACCCAGCGGCUUUUGGCAAAUAUGCGUCUGGAUCCCGCAGUAGGUUACUGUCAUCGGACCACCCCAGGGGGGAAAGGGUGUUGUCCCUCUGCAUGCUCCCCCUAGGUGGCUUGGUGGCCGCCAUCCUCUGGAGGCCACUGGACAGUCAGGUUUGGGCCCUCAGUGACGAGACUCACGGGGCCUCACGGGAUGUGGGUGGAGCCGGUCCUUUCCUCCCUGUCCCAACGAGACUCGAUUCGCUACCCAUGAACAGCCUCUCUGGCUCCUGAUCAAGCUGCUUAACGGCCAUGAUCGCAGAGACUCAGGAGCAAAUCUCAGAACCCAGCAGGUUUUGGCAGAAAUCCCUCCAGAUUUAAUUGUUAAAAUUUCGGAAUUUUAAAGUCACGUGGCUACUACUGCAGCCGCGCGACAUCAUAUGUGAUUCAUAACCAGCAAUAGAAAACAAAUUGUCUACUGUUGCCUUUUUGGCAGAUCUAAGUGUUGGGGUAAAAUCCCAAAUAAUAAUGGUGGGUCUGGUGUCGAAAUAUUGAGUGUGAUCAAAGUAGAGAGAGAGUCAUGUGGAAGUCAUCUCCCCCACAGGUAGAGGGAGGGUGUGUGAUGGGGGUAUACUGGGGUUUUGGGAGUGGAGAGUGGGCACUGGUGAAGGUACGGGUGUUUCAUGGUAUGACCGAGACUUAAACCCGAAAGCUUUGAUACUGCUCUAAUGGUGGUUCAUAAAUAAAAUUAUUAAAAAAAAAGGAAAAAAAAAAGUCCCCAUCCUUUCUGCUCCAGUGCUGCCAGCUCGGAUGUAAGCAACGUUUUCCCCGUAUCUGAGUGGCCCUGUAGCAGAUGUGUCUUCAAAGGUUCCAGUUAACUGGACGCGUUCCUGCUUUGUUUUAUAAUUGUGUUUUGGGGGCCAGAGAGGUGGUUCAGUGGUCAGGGACACAUGCAUUGCGUGUGCUCAGACAUGAAUUUGAUCCCUAGUACAUGACUCCCCCUCCCCAGUGCUUCCAGGGCGGCCGCGGAGGCUCCCUGCCCCCACCCCGCUGGGUCUGUGCAGCACCUCAUGGAGCCCAGAUAUCAAACUGCCAGGGACUGACCCAUGGGAUCCCUGAGCACUGCCUGGGAGUCCCCACCCCCCCCCCCCCCAAAGAAAAUCAAGCAAAGCAAAAUGAAAAGUGUUUGGAAAAGGCUGAAAAAAAAAAACAAUUAAGAAACCAAUAAUUUUGGCUUGGAAAACUAUAUACACGUCUUUGUUUACUAUUCUGUAAUUCUUACUGUCUAUAGAUCUUUGAUAACAGCUUUCAAGGAAAAUGGUUUUUAAAAAGUUGACUGGAUGUUUUGCCUCUGCCGUAUCUUUGUAUGUUUUAACAGUGAAGCAGAACAUCCGGGAUCUUGUACACCAUCAAAAAUGCCCUCCUAGUGGGAAUUGGAAAACCAGAACUUAUGUUUUCUGGAGUAUGUAAAUUGUUUAAAAUUUUCCACGAUAAUCUGUGAGUAAUCAAAAGGCACUUGUGUACAUUUUCUAUAAUAAAUAUAUAUUUUGAACACUA